Durusdinium trenchii is the source of this 885-nucleotide messenger RNA. Lineage: Eukaryota; Dinophyceae; Suessiales; Symbiodiniaceae. The record is from the annotation of a GenBank genome assembly.
AGCAGUGUCGGCUAAAGAAGUUCACAGCUUCGAGGCAUAGUCCAGACAUGGACGUUGCCCUUUUCGCCCAAGAUGUUGAUCAGCUCUCACAGCUGCUGGGUGAGUGUCACCUCCAUGAAGAGAGGGAUGCUCUCGCGCAAGUGAUGAUGCCGAUUGCUAGCUAUGCUGGACAGCUGGCCUCAGGCCUGCAGUCGCCCUACGCCUCCACAGCGGCGGCAAGUGGGCUUUAUGCCGAUGAGCUCCUGAGGCGGCUUCAAGGAUGCCAAUCCUUGGACGAGGGUCGCGCUACCUGUGCUGAAAUGAUGACUGCAUUCCAUCAAGAGCAUAGUCAGCAGCUGCUGCGGCCACGUGUGCCAGCAAAAGCAGUUCCCGCGCAAGAAGCACAGGAAGUGCAAGCUGCAGGUGUGAAUGAGCUACUGGCCCGACUGCAAUCUCUGCAAGGUGCAAACAGAGUAAUUGUGCGCGCGCUGCGCAUCAUGUCGGAGCGCCUGCGAGAACAAGGACAGCGCAGUCGCCAAGCGGAAGAAACAGUUGAACAGUUGAAGUCCGAGCUGCAGGCGCAAAGCGAACAGCUCCGAGCCUCCGAGAGGGCGAAGGCCCUCUUGCAGUCGCGUGUGGAAGUGCUCCUGCGCGAGGACUUCCAAAUGCCCCAGGGGUGUGGAAGACCAUGCAGCUAGUGAAAGCCAUUGGCACUCAGAUGUGGGUCAUGUUGAGUUGAGAUCUAUAUAUAUAUAUAUAUUCAAGCUUUAGAAUUGUUGCCAUUUGCACGUUUUCAUUGAUAUAUCAUGACCUGCAUGUUGACUCGCUUUCUUGCAUGAUUCGGACAAUGCGUACGUACACUCGACUUAAAUCAAUCUAGCUUGGGCUUGGUUGGUGCUGAACAAC